Molecule: messenger RNA, 4113 nt
Organism: Camarhynchus parvulus
Lineage: Eukaryota; Metazoa; Chordata; Aves; Passeriformes; Thraupidae
Gene: GRIP2
Product: glutamate receptor interacting protein 2
Exons: 24
Coding region: 557-3811 (1084 amino acids)
Biological process (GO): neurotransmitter receptor transport, endosome to postsynaptic membrane
Molecular function (GO): protein binding
Source: RefSeq, a predicted model, not a curated record
GGAAGGGGCCAGCACAUCUCCAUGGGAUGAUGCCCGCUCUCCGCCGGCGGGGCGCGGGGUGGAAUUCCGCCGGGAAUGAAGUGCUCGCUCGACAUUUGCUGCAUCUGCCGGAGCGUCAGGGUUCAGUGGCUGCCUCCCCUUCAACCAGCUGUUCCGGUUAAUCACUGCGCUUCCAACUUUUGCUUGGCAAUGCCUGAUGGACAGCGGAGCCGAGAGAACUAGCGUCGGAUUUUUAGGACCUCGUUAAAAAAACCCCCAUACUCUUCAUUUUCCUAUUUCUACACAGGACUGGCGAGCCGCACAGUGUUAAACAGCCGUGUAAAGGUAUUUCUUCCCAAAGGAUUGCCAGAUUUCUGAGUCCCCGCAAGCUGGAGAGCCCCGGACGAUUGGUGCUCGAUCUCGCUGCCGGGCGGUGCGGGAGCCGCGUGUGCGCCGCAGCCGCGCUCGGCGGUGGGAGGCAGCCCGGGCUGCCCGGGAAGGGGUUCCAGCGCAGGCAGGGAGAGAAAACCGAGCGGCUCUUACAAUUAAUUGAAUGAUUUGAUAGAUAACAGCAGACAUGCUUUGUGGACUGAAAAAGGAUUUGCAGUCAGACUUUGAUGAUGGCCCUUACUCAAAGGGGAGCAAGGACUCUGGUGGGAUGGACGCAGCCCUGGUCUCCAGGAGGCAAAGCAUCCCAGAUGAGUUCAGAGGGGUCACAAUUGUGGAGCUGAUUAAGAAAGAAGGAAGCACCCUCGGUUUAACCAUUUCAGGUGGCACAGACAAAGAUGGAAAGCCAAGAGUCUCUAAUCUGAGGCCAGGGGGACUGGCUGCAAGGAGUGACCAGCUGAACGUGGGGGAUUACAUCAAGUCGGUGAAUGGCAUUAACCUGACCAAGCUGCGGCACGACGAGAUCAUCAGCUUGCUGAAGAACGUGGGCGAGAGGGUGGUGCUGGAAGUGGAGUACGAGCUCCCUCCAGCUGUGCCAGAAAGCAGUGCUGGCAUUAUUCCCAAGACCAUUGAAGUGUCCCUCUACAAGGAAGGCAACAGCUUUGGCUUUGUGCUGAGAGGGGGAGCCCAUGAAGACUGGCACAAGUCCAGGCCACUGGUGCUCACCUAUGUGAGGCCAGGUGGCCCUGCAGACAGGGAAGGGUCCUUGAAAAUUGGGGACAGGCUGCUGAGUGUGGAUGGGAUUCCUCUGCACAGCAUGACCCAUGCUGAUGCCCUCAACAUCCUGCGGCAGUGCAGCCAGGAGGCACUUUUCCAGAUCGAGUAUGAUGUGACCAUCAUGGAUACUGUAGCAAAUGCUUCUGGUCCUUUACUAGUUGAAAUAGCAAAGACCCCAGGGUCCACGCUGGGGAUCACGCUGACCACAGCCAUGCACCGGAACAAGCAGGUCAUUGUCAUCGACAAGAUCAAGCCAGCCAGCGUGGUGGACAGGUGUGGUGCAUUGCACGUUGGUGACCACAUUCUCUCCAUUGAUGGCACAAGCACAGAGCACUGCUCCUUAUUAGAGGCAACUCAGCUUUUAGCUGCCACUUCUGAAAAUGUCAAGCUGGAGAUAUUACCUGUUCACCAAAGCAGGCUGCCUUUGAAGCCUCCAGAAACAGUCAAGGUCCAGAAGAGUGACCACCAUCACUGUUGGGACCCCUGUGUCAACUAUUGUCACACCCACCACCCUGGGCACUGCAAGACACCCACUUGGACCCAGACAUCUGGACAGGAUUACUGCAAAUCUCUGGUGGCUGCCAACUUCUCGUCUCCCACCAUGAACGCGCAGGGAUUCCCGUGCCAGAACUCCAACACGCUACCUCGCAGCUCCCACCCCAUGAGCCCCCGCACCACCAUGCUGAGGAGGAGGCAGAAGAAGAAGGAGCACAAGAGCUCAUUGUCGCUGGCCUCCAGCACGGUGGGUCCUGGCGGACAGAUAGUCCACACGGAGACGACAGAGGUGGUCCUUAGGGGAGACCCUCUGAAUGGCUUUGGACUUCAGCUCCAGGGAGGCAUCUUUGCUACGGAAACUCUGUCUUCCCCACCUCUCGUCCGUUUUAUUGAGCCUGACAGCCCGGCAGAGAGGUGUGGACUGCUGCAAGUAGGAGACCGAGUCCUUUCCAUCAACGGCAUUGCGACGGAGGACGGCACCAUGGAGGAGGCCAACCAGCUGCUGCGGGACGCGGCGCUCACCAACAAAGUGGUGCUGGAGAUCGAGUUCGACGUCGCAGAGUCUGUCAUACCCAGCAGCGGUACUUUCCACGUUAAAUUGCCCAAGAAAAGAGGUGUAGAGCUUGGAAUUACAAUCAGCUCUGCAAGCAGAAAGCUUGGGGAUCCUUUGAUCAUCUCUGACAUCAAGAAGGGGAGUGUAGCACACAGAACUGGCACCUUGGAGCCGGGAGACAAGCUGCUAGCCAUUGAUAACAUCCGACUCGACAAUUGCUCAAUGGAGGAUGCUGUGCAGAUUUUAAGGCAGUGCGAAGACCUGGUCAAAUUGAAGAUUAGGAAGGAUGAAGAUAACUCUGACGAGCAGGAGACGACUGGUGCUAUUAUCUACACGGUGGAGCUGAAGCGAUAUGGAGGCCCUUUGGGAAUAACCAUCUCUGGGACAGAGGAACCUUUCGAUCCUAUUGUCAUUUCAGGCUUGACUAAACGAGGGCUGGCAGAGAGAACCGGAGCCAUCCAUGUUGGGGACCGGAUCUUGGCGAUCAACAAUGUGAGCCUGAAGGGCAAACCACUGAGCGAGGCCAUUCACCUGCUGCAGAUGGCAGGAGAGACCGUCACCCUCAAGAUCAAGAAGCAGACAGAGAAAUCCUACCCCAAGAAGUCGGGGAGCAUAAAUGAAGUGAGUGACCCAGAAGAUGAGCUGACAGACUCCCAGAAAACUAGCAAGCUGUCUGAGAUAUACUCCACCACAAUUCCAAGUGUGGACAAUACUGUGGAGUCCUGGGAUGGCUCUGCCAUUGAUGCUGGGUAUGGAAGCCAAGGUACCUACAUACCCCAGGCAGCUGGCAUAGCCCUCCAUCCACAUGAGUGGAGACACAGCAGGCAGAAGAGCAGCACCCCUCCAGCAGACCCCAGGAAAAGCUACCCCUACAUGGAUGGAAGCUUCAGUGAAGAUGACUGGGACAAGCCCGGCAGAUACCCCAACCGCCAAAAUGGCCUUGAGACCACUCAUGAGGACAAUUUUUGGCGUGUUUUUGGAGAAGCUUUGGAGGAUUUGGAAACAUGUGGCCAGUCUGAACUUUUGAGGGAGAUUGAGGCAUCCAUCAUGACAGGGAGCGUGCACAACCUGGGCUUGGAGGGCAGCAAGCUGCUCCUGGACUCUGUCAACCCCUCGGGAAUGAGCCCGCUGAGGAAAGCCAACUCCAGCUGCAUGGACGGACAGACGGAGGGCAGCAGCUCCCCUGCCAAGAAGAACGAGAGGAACCUGGACAUGAAGAAGAUCGAGAAGGAGAUGCAGGAAAUCAUGUCCCCGACCCCCCUUGAGUUUCACAAGAUGACACUCCACAAAGACCCGGAGAGCGAAGACUUUGGAUUCAGUUUGUCGGAUGGCCUGCUAGAAAAAGGUGUCUAUGUAAAUAUGGUCCGUCCGGAUGGGCCAGCAGAUCAGUGUGGCCUCAAGCCAUAUGACAGAGUGCUUCAGGUAAACCGCAUCCGAACGAGAGACUUUGACUGCUGUCUGGCCGUUCCCUUGAUUUCAGAGGCUGGAGAUAAGCUGGACCUGGUGAUUAGCCGGAACCCCUUGGCACUGGCUGCCAAUGCUCCCUCGGAGGGGAACAGAGAGCUCCUGGCACAGGUGCCCUGCAGCGCCGAGGUCAAGGCGAGUGUCCAGACACUCUGAGCAGCAGGAGCAGAGCAGAUGAUGCCUCUGCUGAGCUCUUGUGGUAUUUGGGGUGUUUUUCCUGAUUUUUUGCACUGGUAUUUGUAAAUGCUCUGUGUACCAUAACCUGCAAGUGGGGAGGUGGGUCUCCAGUGAGCCUGUAGACCACCAAAUAUUGCUGGGAAGGUCAGAGCUGGGUGUGCGCCUGGGGCUGUGGCAGUGAUGGCAGCAGGACAAACUGCCAACAGGAGGAAGGAGCAUCCACAGCCAUCCCCCAUGGCAGGGCAUCCCCCUGUGCUUCUGCCAUCAACUGUGCAGGGUCC